GCGGUCCUCGGUGGAAAAAGAUUUAUGACUUGUGUCAAUGUUUUGUACCACUAUGUAUUACGUGAACAGACUCAAGACUACAACUCCCAUGAUGCCUUGCAGGCCGUGAGUACGUAGGUGUUUCCGGUGUCGUAUAAGAUUUUACUUCCUUCUGCACAGCUCGAUGCGAACAAACCAAGAAAGAAGACGUCGCAAACUAUCAAAUGUGGCAGCAAACAGUCGGUUGUGUGUCCACGUUUCAUUCGGCGAACCUCUAAAAGUCCCCAGAAUGUGCUGAGCUCAAAUUGAAGAGCGAAGAUUCGUCGGAAACGUUGACCGCGACGUUUAGGCCUCGCUAAGAAAGUUUGGUCGAGGGCCCGUAAACAACAUGUCCUCCGCGUCGCAGCCCUCUUCAAGGCGGCAGUGGUGCUACCUCUGCGACCUGCCCAAGAUGCCCUGGGCCAUGUUGUGGGAGUUCAGCGAAGCGGUGUGCCGGGGAUGCGUCAACUACGACGGCGCGGACAGAAUCGAGCUCCUCAUUGAAACCGCCAGGCAGCUCAAGAGCACCCACGGAGUUUUAGACGGAAGGUCUCCUGGCCCGCAGCAGGGCAAAGCCAGCUCGACUGGCUCCGUGGAGGCAGGGCGGCCGCAUGGGGAACGUCUAGACCGGGGGAGGGGUGAGUAUGGAGUGUCGUCUCGCCUUCCUAAUGGUCUGCACAGAGCGGAAGAUGGAGCCUUGUCAGAAAGCAGCCGGCAGAGCCCGAACACUCGCAGGGCGAUGGCCGGGGCGAUUCCCAGCCUCCACCGGGCCACAUCACACGCUUUUGGGCUUGCUCAGGGUUUAGUAGCGUCUCAACAUGGGCUCCUAGCGCCGAUAUCCGUCUCCAGACCCGGGUCCACUCCUAUUGCGGUCUCGGCUAACCCAAUAAUGAGCGAUGCUGGUCGGAGACAGGCUGUAUCCUUAGGUGUGGGGGCAAGCACAUCCGCCUUGGUGGGCAUCGACCCGGCGGCGUGGAGGAACAGUGAAGUGAUGGCAGAACUCAACGAGGUGGCCCGGAGCAGAGUGGAAGGUUGGCCCAACCGACCCAAAGCUGUCCGGGAUGUUCUCCUGGCUCUCAGCGGCUGUGUUCCGUUUACUGUCCGCUUCAGGAAAGACCACAGUCUGAUGGGACGAGUUCUGGCGUUUGACGUGGGCUCCAUCCCGGAGUUCGAGCUGAAGGUGUUUGUGGAGUAUCCUGCCGGGUCUGGGUUGAUCUUUUCGGGAGUCGCAGACCUGGUCAGGCAGAUGUUCCGUGACGCCGCAAAAGACGCGGGGAAGGCGGUGAACUCUGGGCUGCGCUAUGUGGAGUACGAGAAGCGUCCCGGGACCGGAGACUGGCGGGGGCUGUCUGAGCUGUUAAAUGAUGGCGUGCGCACGUUCAAAGAACCGCCGAUCCCUGAGGUUCUCCCCCAGCCGGAUGCGGGGAUGCCCAUGACGGCAGCUGCACGGUCUGGUCCAGCCAAGGGCACAACGCGGCGUCGCAAAGCCUCCCCUGGCUCCGAGAACGGUGAGAGCGAAGCAAGACCCGAUCACCCUUCUAGAGAGGUGUGGUCCAGAGGAGCUUACCCGGGAAUCGAGCCACUUCCUGUGCCUACCGACGGCCCACCUCGUUUACAAAGCCAGCCCUCGCCCAUGUCGGCGCUCAUGGGGGUGGCGGACAGCCUGAGCUCCGGCCAGGUGGCCAGAGACAGCCCCGGCAUGUCCACGGGUCACUCGUCCAUCACCGGGCGCACCGCCGCCAGCAGCCCCUCCACCUCCGUCUCUCAGGCCGCCGUGGGCCUGAGCAGCAGCAGCAGCAGCGCCAGUGGGGGCGAGGCGACCGGCGGGAGUCAGGGCGCCCUGCUCUGCUGCACGCUGUGCCGAGAGCGCCUGGAGGACACCCACUUUGUCCAAUGUCCUUCUGUCCCACACCACAAGUUCUGCUUUCCCUGCACCAGAGGUUUCAUCCGCAGUCAAGGCCAAGGAGGAGAGGUGUACUGCCCCAGCGGAGAGCGCUGUCCCCUGGCCGGCUCCACCGUGCCCUGGGCCUUCAUGCAGGGCGAGAUCUCCACCAUUCUGGCCGGGGACGGAGACGUGACGGUCAAGAAGGAGAAUGACCCUUGACCUCCUCAAUGUCUUCAUCCUUGCUGCAAUGUGGACGACGACAUUGACGAUUCCAAAGCACUUCCCUACGUGUCCACCAGACGUCCUCUCUCUGUUUCUGCGGUUCAUCUCCUCUCCGAGGACCAGACUGCUGGCCAAAGGACUCAGACCCUGCUUUUCUUCAGGCCUCGUUUUCAAAGCAGACGAUUGAAAGCACACAUUUUUUGUUGACAAUCUAUUUGGUCUUUCGUGUUGUCGUGACGACAACUAAGACAGAUGGAUCAGUCGACAACCUUUAAGAUGCUUCUCAGACUAAACUUUGAAUAUUGACAAUGUGGCAGAAACCAGUUUCCUUCUUUAAGCCAAGGAUUGAAUUCCUGUGACCUCA
Nerophis lumbriciformis (worm pipefish) is the source of this 2489-nucleotide messenger RNA. Lineage: Eukaryota; Metazoa; Chordata; Actinopteri; Syngnathiformes; Syngnathidae. The record is from RefSeq and is a predicted model, not a curated record.